GGGAAAAGGGACACUUCCAGCGUCCUGAGUGGCAGCACUAGGGCGUUUACUCUUUCUACCACCUUCCUUCUUUACCCCUCCUUUCGCUCCUCCAUCGACACCAGUCCGCUUUACAAAGGUCUUGAACGAAAACGGGUUGCCUUCGCUGCCUUUGACGUCUCCGUCCGCCGCCAUCAUGCAAACCACGCCUCUCGUGUGAGCACUUUGACUCUGCGCACGCGCACAACUACAAAAGCCUCUGAAAGGCCGGUUCAGUGAAACCUAAUCGAGGGCUGAUCACGAUGUUUCUCUCGCGGGGGGUUGCGCAGACGGCAGCAGGAGCGAGGCGACUCCUGACUACCUCUGCCGCAGGCUGGGCACCAUCUCAGAUGCCCCCCUGUGACUUCCAGCCCCAGCCAUAUACCGUGAGCCGCUGCUCAGCUGUGCAUGCUUAUCUUCUAUCUCCUACACCUCACACGUGUCGUAUUAGCCACUGCUGUUGCAGUGCAUGUAUGUGUGCUACAACUGCAGGGGUUGUCGUAUGAUGAGACGCGGGCUGUUCGCAAGGAGAAUCUGAACCCUGGGAUUCUAACCUACUACAAGAACCCAGUUUUGAUACACCAGGGACACAUGCAGUGGCUGUUUGACCACACUGGAAAACGCUACCUCGACCUCUUCUCUGGUAUAGUCACUGUCGGCGUUGGACACUGUCACCCGAAGGUGAACAAGGCACUCAAAGAUCAGGUGGACAGACUGUGGCACACGACCAACAUCUACAUGCACCCAACUAUACACGAGUAUGGCAAGAAACUGGCCUCAAAGUUUCCUGGAAAACUGAAGGUGACCUUCUUCACCAACAGUGGUAGUGAGGCCAACGAGCUGGCAGUCUUGAUGGCCAGGUUACACACUGGAAAUUUCGACAUUGUCUCUCUCAGGAACGGUUAUCACGGAGCUGGCCCAUUUGUGACGAGUUUGACGUCACUAUCGACAUGGAAGUACCCUGUCCCCGGCAACAGUGGGUUCCUACAGGUGAGUCUCCUUGCCUCUUGUCUUGAGAGCUCUUGCGUGUGGAGAAAACAGUAU
This is a messenger RNA of Geodia barretti, 1062 nucleotides long. Lineage: Eukaryota; Metazoa; Porifera; Demospongiae; Tetractinellida; Geodiidae. The record is from the annotation of a GenBank genome assembly.